GCUAGGCGGACGCGACCCAAAUGCACCUCUGCAUAACUUCACAUAUGUCGUAGUGAAUACUUUCGUCGAAACUAUUUUCCAUCGUUCGAAAAACACAGCAGAAGAAUCAAACAUGAUGUCCCAGCACUUGACGAGCAUGUUUGAACAGCUCGGUAACUUCACGAAAAACAAUUUGUCACAAAAUAGUAAAGUAGUGAAAGAGAAAGAGACAAAAACGAGUGCUAAUCAUGUGGGAUCUGGUGGAGGAAGUGCUGGAAAUGCCAUAGCCAACCCAGCUGGAAGAGUGGGGGUGCCAUUGCUACCAGCACCCUUGAAGAAACCCUGCAAGCUUCGCAACGUGGUCUCCAAAGCAGAGUCGUAUGACACGCUCUACUCCAACUGCCCUCUGGUGACGACGCUAUGCAGCGACAAGACGUGUCUUGGCAGUAUAAUGGGCAUCCCUGGCCGCGGGGAUGUGCCAAGAGAACCCGAGGAAGUUCUCUUCGAUGCCAAGGAUUUUCUUGGACAGUACUUCGCAUCUAUACGCAGAGCUAACACCCCAGCUCACGAGGCUCGCUGGAAGGCAGUGCAAGAAGAGGUGGCGAAGACUGGAACAUAUCAACUGACGACUACUGAGCUGGUGUUUGGCGCCAAACUAGCUUGGAGGAAUGCUACUCGAUGCAUUGGUAGAAUCCAGUGGUCUAAAUUACAGGUAUUCGAUUGUCGGCAAGUGACAACUACGAGCGGUAUGUUCGAAGCGAUAUGCAAUCACAUCAAGUAUAGCACCAACAAAGGAAAUAUUAGGUCGGCGAUAACAGUGUUCCCUCAGCGUACAGAUGGAAAGCAUGACUACAGGAUAUGGAACAGCCAGCUCAUCAGCUACGCUGGGUACAAGCAUCCAGAUGGCUCCAUACUUGGAGAUCCUAUGCAUGUUGAAUUUACUGAGCUUUGUAUCAAGAUGGGUUGGAAGCCUCCUCGUACGGCGUGGGACAUUUUGCCCCUUGUCUUGUCCGCUAAUGGAAAGGACCCCGACUUCUUUGACAUCCCAAGGGAGCUCGUCUUGGAGAUCCGUAUGACCCACCCCACAUACGAAUGGUUUGAAGACCUUAACCUGCGAUGGUAUGCACUACCAGCUGUCUCCAACAUGCGUUUCGACUGCGGCGGCAUUGAGUUCACUGCCAGCGCCUUCAACGGCUGGUACAUGAGCACUGAGAUAGGGUGCCGAAACUUCUGCGAUACUAACCGACUUAAUUUGUUGGAGAAAGUAGCUCACAAAAUGGGUUUGGACACUCGGACUCCAAUCAAUCUAUGGAAGGAUAAGGCUCUGGUGGAAUGCAACGUCGCAGUUCUCCAUAGUUUUCAACAGCAUAACGCUACCAUCGUUGAUCAUCACACUGCCUCCGAGAGUUUUAUCAAGCAUCUGGAUAAUGAAAACCGAUUAAGGUCCGGUUGCCCAUCUGAUUGGAUUUGGGUCGUCCCUCCAAUGUCCGCAUCCAUCACUCCUGUGUUCCACCAAGAGAUGGCGCUGUACUACUUAAAACCGUCUUAUGAAUAUCAGGAACCCGCAUGGAAGACUCACCAAUGGCAGAAAUCCAAACCCACAACAGACAAGAAAGUAAUCAACAGGAAAUUCCAUUUCAAGCAAAUAGCUCGUGCUGUCAAGUUUACUUCCAAACUAUUUGGCCGGGCUUUGUCAAAGCGAAUUAAAGCUACAGUCCUUUAUGCAACUGAGACAGGGAAAUCUGAGCAGUUUGCCAAGGAAUUAGGAGUCAUUUUUGGGCAUGCAUUUAACGCUCAAGUUCAUUGCAUGGCUGAUUAUGACAUAACAUCAAUUGAGCAUGAAGCCUUGCUCUUGGUCGUUACAUCAACGUUUGGUAAUGGUGAUCCUCCUGAAAAUGGCAUUGCUUUUGGAGAGCAUCUAUGCGAGCUAUUGUAUGCUGAUGAAGAAGGAUCAGGGAAUCAAAUGCCAACCACGAAAUCACUAAUAAUGGCUAACAGCCAGGAGCUGCAGAGAUGGUCUGGUAAUCCGAAGAAAUUGAACCGUUUAGAGUCACUGAAAGGCAGUACUACAGAUGCCACAUCCAUCGACAGUUUCGGUCCUCUGAGCAAUGUCCGUUUUGCUGUAUUUGCUCUAGGUUCGAGUGCAUAUCCGAAUUUCUGUAAUUUCGGUAAAUACGUGGAUAAGUUGCUAGGUGACCUCGGUGGGGAACGAAUCCAUGACCUUGAGACCGGCGACGAGAUGUGCGGACAAGAUCAGGCCUUCCGGAAGUGGGCCUCUAACGUCUUCAACGUUUCUUGCGAAACAUUCUGUUUGGAUGAUGACGAAACGAUGCAAGAAGCAAAGAGAGCUCUGGGUACUGUUGCUCUCAGCGAAGAAACUGUUCGUUUUGCUGCUCCAGAAGGACCUCUACCAACUUUGCAGGUGGCUUUACAGUCAUCAUUGAACAAAAAGAUCGUACAAUGUAUCGUCAAAGAUAACAAAGACUUGGGUGAUGGGUCUACGGAAAGAUCAACCAUCUUCAUUAACAUGGAACCAAAGGAAGAGAUAAAAUAUGAUCCAGGCGAUCAUGUUGGUAUUAUAGCGUGCAAUCGUAAGGAACUUGUUGAUAGCAUACUGGUUAGACUGAAGGAUGUUGACGAUUAUGACAAACCUAUGCAACUACAACUUAUGAAGGAAACACACACAUCAAGUGGUCCUAUUAAAUCUUGGGAGCCACAUGAGAAACUCCCAGUGAUGAGUGUCCGAGAUCUAUUCACUCGUUUCUUGGACAUCACUACACCGCCAACUACCAUUUUACUACAAUACUUAGCCAAAACGUGUGAAGAUGAAGCAGAGCGUAAUCAACUUAAUGCUCUUGCUACGGAACCGGGAGCCUACGAAGAUUGGCGUCAUUUCUAUUUCCCUACUGUAUCUGAGGUACUAGAGCAAUUUAAAUCAGCUCGACCAAGUGCAUCUUUGCUCGCUGCACUACUCUCACCUCUGCAACCAAGAUUCUACUCUAUUUCGUCAUCUCCAACUGCUCAUCCAAAACGCCUUCACCUGACGGUCGCCGUAGUUCAAUACCGAACUCAAGAUGGCGAAGGACCUCUCCAUUAUGGCGUUUGCUCAAAUUAUCUCAUGGAUCGUAAGCCUGGCGACGAAGUUUAUCUAUUUGUUAGAAGUGCUCCGAACUUCCAUCUUCCUCAAGAUUUAUCGGUACCUCUGAUACUAAUAGGCCCAGGAACUGGUAUUGCGCCAUUCCGUGGAUUCUGGCAUCAUCGCCGAGCUCAAAUCAACAACCGUAAACGUGCACCUACUGGCCCAGUUUGGCUUUUCUUUGGCUGCCGAACAAAGAGUAUGGACUUAUACCGUGAGGAGAAACAACAGGCCUUGAAUGAUAACGUUCUGUCUAAAGUUUUUCUGGCGUUAUCUAGGGAAAAGGAUAUUCCCAAAAGGUACGUUCAAGAAUUAGCUGAACAAGAAGGAACCGAGAUUAAUGAUCUGUUAGUGAAUCGAGGAGCUCACUUCUACGUUUGUGGAGAUUGUAAAAUGGCUGAAGAUGUUCACCAGAAGCUUAAAGGAAUAAUUAAGAAACAUAGCGAAAUGACGGAUGAACAAGUGCAAAGCUUCAUGUAUAUGCUAAAGGAGGAGAAUCGCUACCACGAAGAUAUCUUCGGCAUCACGCUGCGUACCGCGGAAGUUCACUCGGCCUCCCGGGAGUCAGCUCGCAGGAACCGCGUGGCUGCGCAGCCAUGACGCCGGUCCUCACGCUUUCAUCCUAGCUCGCACACCUAGCCUAACUAGCUUUGCAACUUCAUCUGCUACGUCUAACUUAAUUACUUCAUUCAAGUAAUCGAGUGCUUUAUUGGUUUUAAUGUCAUCAACGAUCUCAAAUUUAUCAGCUUCUAAAUUUGCGAAAAUUUUAGCAGCGUCAAUUUAUAUUGCUGAUAUUUCUGGUUAAUAUAAGUCAAUUACUCUACUUUGGCUUUGGUCAAGCACGAGUUUAUUUAGGCCACCGGCCGAUACAUAGGUUGUGCGUGAAAAUGGGUCUUGAAUUUAUUGUACAUAGUCUUCACUGGUUCCAUAUACAUUCCAUUUCAGUAUUAAUUUUCGAUGCUAAUGUUCAGUGGCAGCUGAAAUGUUUAUAUUUAUAGAGUUGUUUUAAAUUGAUUCCAUGCAGGGUGAUUUAAUCUAUAUUUAAUAACGCACAAAAUGCAUUCCCAUCUCAUAUAUCUCCUACUUUCACUACUUCUUAUUGCACUCUUAUUAAUCCUUGAUUUGUGUCGAUCGACUUCGAAACAUUUCAAACUAUUAACAAUUUACCAAUUACAUAGUAUUAGAUGUAAUUUUAUUCCAUUUAAUAUUAAUAAUAUAAAAAAUAUAUAACGACUUUCAUUGACGUCAUAAAAUGAAGUAUUGUCCACUUAUUGCUAACGAAGUUUUGAAAUAUAUUUUGUUGGUAGAUUAUCGUAUGAAAAUUUUAACUAGUCUAGUUAGUUGUUAAAUAUAUUUUCAAAAUUAUGUUUUCGUUGACUAAUCUCUAAAACGACAGCAGUUCUUGUUGUAUGCCUUUAUUGCCAAACUUUGUACAGAACGUGUUACAGUUAUUUUAUGCUAUCAAUGUAAAUAUAUUUAUUUUAAUUUCUAUUAUA
Molecule: messenger RNA, 4611 nt
Organism: Spodoptera litura
Lineage: Eukaryota; Metazoa; Arthropoda; Insecta; Lepidoptera; Noctuidae
Gene: Nos
Product: Nitric oxide synthase
Biological process (GO): nitric oxide biosynthetic process
Molecular function (GO): calmodulin binding; flavin adenine dinucleotide binding; FMN binding
Source: RefSeq, a predicted model, not a curated record